Cephus cinctus (wheat stem sawfly) is the source of this 786-nucleotide messenger RNA. RefSeq lists its product as uncharacterized. Bases 261 to 764 code for a protein of 167 amino acids. Lineage: Eukaryota; Metazoa; Arthropoda; Insecta; Hymenoptera; Cephidae. The transcript has 2 exons. The record is from RefSeq and is a predicted model, not a curated record.
CUUGACCAUUCGCAAUUCCGAGAUCAUUCCCCAGCUAGACGCCAGACUGAAUGCACUGGAUAAUGGAUGGAAAAAAAUGGGUACGCCAAAGGAAGACUACGAGAGGUCAGGCCGACUUAUCAACGUACAAACAAGCCUAUGAAGAUGUAAAAGCCGGAUCUUCGUUAAGAACAGCGGCAGAAAAGAAUGAACUAAACCACUGUUCCCUGUUGUGAUAUGUACGUAAACGAGAUGCGACUGGUGGCGAUGAAAAUCAAGAAAUGGGAUAUAAGGCUCACAAUCGAGCCUUUAACCAGGAACAAGAGCAUGAGCUAUCUAAAUAUUUAAUUAGAUGUGCAGACAUAUAUUUUGGUCUUACUAAAAAGGAUGUUAUGAAAUUGGCAUACGAACUAACCGUCAAGUACGACUUAUCACGACCUCGGACUUCGGAUGACAACGAAAUGGCUAGCGAAGAAUGUUUUCGCAUGUUUAUGAGAAGAAAUCCUCAACUAUCAGUACGCGCAGCACAGGCUACAAGUCUUUCUAGGACGACUAGCUUUAAUAGAAUUAACGUAGAUGCUUUCUACGACAAUUUGGCUACUAUCACGGAUCGUUAUAAAUUUGAACCACAAAAUAUAUAUAAUGCUGAUAAGACCGGCAUAACUACUGUGCAAAAACCCGACAGAAUAAUAGCUAGACGUGGUGCUCGUCAAGUAGGUUCAGUGACUUCAGUCGAGAGGAGUACUUUAGUCACAGUAGCCUUUGCGGUCAAUGCCAUCGUGUAGUAUACGUGUGUGCCGAUGGGCA